Molecule: messenger RNA, 1620 nt
Organism: Alternaria burnsii
Lineage: Eukaryota; Fungi; Ascomycota; Dothideomycetes; Pleosporales; Pleosporaceae
Product: streptomycin biosynthesis protein
Exons: 2
Coding region: 1-1620 (539 amino acids)
Molecular function (GO): nucleotide binding
Source: RefSeq, a predicted model, not a curated record
AUGCCAAGCCUCGAAGCAGACGAGACAGCUUUUCUCCAGGCUGUGGGAAAGCAGACCUUCACGAACCCGCCUCGCGUCCUUAUCAUCGGGGCAGGAAGUCGUGGCACUGCCUACGCUGAAGCCGCGCUUUCUUCAACGAAUUCUAUCAUCGCGGCUGUAUGCGAGCCCAGUGACUACAAACGCGGUGAAUUUGGUCGCAGAUUCAUCUGGGGCAGUGGGAAUGAAGCCACUGGCAACCAAGCAUUCCGUAGUUGGAAAGACUGGAAGGAGUAUGAGGUGAAGAGAAGAGAGCAAGAAAAAGCUGGUCACAGCGUAGACAAAGGCGUCAACGCAGUGUUCGUCUGUGUACUCGAUGAGUUGCAUGAGGAGGUUAUCUGUGGUAUCGCUGACAUGGGCGUACACAUCUCGUGUGAGAAACCAAUGAGUACGAGAUUGGAUAGUUGCAUGAGGAUGUACAGAGCACUCAGGGCCCCUGACGGCGAAAGCAAAGCCAAGGAAACGAUCUUCGGCAUCUGCCACGUAUUGCGCUAUUCGCCGCAUAAUAUGUUACUGAGACAUCUGGUGCUUGAGAAGGACGUUAUUGGGGAUGUGUUGAGUAUCGAACAUGUUGAGCCGGUCGGUUGGUGGCAUUUCUCACAUAGCUAUGUAAGGGGAAACUGGAGGAAGGAGUCAAAGACUGCACCAUCUUUGCUUACAAAGUCAUGCCACGAUAUCGAUUUCCUCAUGUGGAUGCUCUGCUCGCCUGGCCCGAACGCGGAUUACGCGACACCUCACCUUCCUUCAUUAAUCACCUCUACAGGGUCUCGCAACUUCUUCCGCAGGGAGCGCAAACCGAAGACAGCUGGGUCAGCUACAAACUGUCUUUCCUGCGCGCACGAGUCUGGAUGCGACUACAGUGCGAAGAAGAUUUAUCUUGAGAGGCAUCUGAACAACGGCAACGCGGAUUGGCCAGUGAAGAUUGUGAAUCCAGAGAUCGAAGAUAUCUAUAAGACUAUGGGAAAAGAAGCAGCUGGAAAGCAGCUUCUCAAAGAUCUGGCUGAAGACUACAGCGUCGACGCUCCAACCAGCGAAGUAGAACAACGCCCAUGGUUUGGGCGAUGUGUCUGGGAGUCCGAUAAUGAUGUCUGUGAUGACCAGAUGGUCACUAUCACCUGGGACGAUGACCCAAUCGUGAAGGACGAUGACGGCCUACCUUUGGUAUACGGUCGCGGCGCAAAGAAAGCGCAAUUCCACAUGAUCGCUUUUACUGAGAAGCAAUGCGAACGGCGAGGUCGUAUCUACGGUACCAAAGGCGAGAUUGAGUACGAUAGCACCAACAUCAAAGUUCACAACUUCUCGACAGGGCAAACCAAAACCCAUAGUCCCCAUCUUGCAGGCGGUGGUCACGGCGGUGGUGACGAGGGACUUGCGCGACAAUUCCUGAUGGCGGUCAACGCUGUCGACUCUGGCGCCAUGUCCGCGUCAGAUGCUCAGCGACAGUACCUCGGAUGCAACCUUGAGGAGGCGUUCCGCAGCCAUGCCAUGGUUUUCGCGGCCGAAGACGCUCGAACGAAGCGCCAAGUGGUCGACUGGAAGAAGUGGUGGGCCGAGUCGGUGGAGUCUCAAUUACACCAGCGGUAA